Racocetra fulgida is the source of this 785-nucleotide messenger RNA. Lineage: Eukaryota; Fungi; Glomeromycota; Glomeromycetes; Diversisporales; Gigasporaceae. The record is from the annotation of a GenBank genome assembly.
AAGUUGAUUUACCAAGAAGCAGCAUUGUAACGCAGCCUUUAAAAUCCAAAAGGGAAAGAACUGAUGAGGAUGACCUCUUUAAUGUUUCUGAGACGGAAAAACCUACCAAGAAGAAGAGAAAGUCUUUACUAAAAUCUGGGUCCACUCAUAUUCCUGAGAAUAUUAACAAUUCCAAAUUAUCAAAUAAUAAUAAACAUAAUAAAUACGAUGAUAUUGUUGAAAUGCUUAGUUUUAAGUUAAAAGGUAUUGUUACUAUUACAGGCAUUUCUGAACAGUUGUCCAAGAAAGCUGCAGAUAUCGCCAAUAUGAACGAUGGUGACGAUGAAGAUGAUGAAAAUCAAUUACCAGAAUUAUCAAAAUUAUUCAAAGUUGGUCAAUGGGUUCGAUGUGUGAUUACGAGACUGGUAAAUAAUGAUGACCAAAUAAAAAAUAAGCAAAUCGAAUUAAGUUUGGAUCCAAAACUUGUAAAUUGUGAUAUUGUCCGCACCGACAUUUCUAAAGACAUGGUAGUUAUAGAAGAUCAUGGCUAUGUUCUCUCAAUUGGAAUGAGCGGAAUUAAUGUUUUCUUACACAAUAAAGAAGCGUCGGGUUAUGAAUCAAGGUUCAACGAUAGUCGUCCACUUACUGUGGGCCAAUUAUUAAAUGUUAGUGUUAUCAGUGUAGCCGAUAAAAAUCUAAUAAUUCAAGUAACUGCUGAUCCGGAUGCUGUCUCAAGCGCGACUUUGUCUGAUAAAUUUGUGCAAAAUAUAAGUUCACUUGCUCCUGGAAAUUUGAUUAAGGCGCGC